CCGGGGGCCGGUACGCGCCGGGACCGCCCGCGCCCAGCUCGGCUCGGCUCAGCUCGGCGCAGCUCGGAGCGGUGCAGCCCCGCGGUGGGCUCCCACGAUGAGCAGCGGGCUCCUGCUCCUCACCGUGCUCCCUGUGCUCCUGGGCCCACCGGUUGCCGCGGUGCAGAAGAGGAGCCAAGCGGUGUGUGAGGACGUGCUGGAGGCUGACAUCGCCUUCCUGGUGGACGGCUCGUCCAGCAUCGGCAGGAACAACUUCCGCGCCAUCCGCACGUUCAUGGAGGAGCUGGUGGUGCCCUUUGUACAGGCGGUGGGCGAGAGGGCUGUGCGCUUCGCCGUGGCACAGUACAGCGACGAGCCAAGGAUGGAGUUCUCCUUCUCCCAGCACACCAACGGCACCAGUGUCCUGAGGGCCAUCCAGCAGCUCAGCUACAAGGGUGGCAACACGCGCACCGGUGCUGGCUUCCGCUACGUGGCUGACAACUUCUUUGGUCCCACACAGCUCCGGCCUGGAGUCCCCCAGAUCUGCAUCCUCAUCACGGAUGGCAAGUCCCAGGAUGAUGCUGAGGGGCCGGCAGCAAAGCUGAAGAGCCAGGGCAUCAAGGUCUUUGCCGUCGGAGUCAAGAAUGCCGACCGCAAGGAGCUGAUCCGUGUGGCCUCGAUGCCCACUGAUGCUUUCUUCUUCUAUGUUGGUGACUUCAAGCUGCUGGGGACGCUGGUGCCACUGAUGACACGCAGGGUGUGCACGAGCGUCGGGGGUACCCUGCGCACGCUGGAUGGGACGAGCCACAGCGGCCCCUCAAACCUGGAGUUCCUGGAGCGGGGCCUUGACCAGCUGCGGAUCCGCUGGACCGCAGCCAGCGGCCCCGUCACCGGCUACCGGGUGCAGCGUGUGCCGCUGACCGGGCUGGGCCAGCCGGUUGUGGCUGAGAGGCAGGAGGUGAGCCUGGGGCCACGGGAGACCAGUGCUGUGCUGCGGGGGCUGCGCGCGGGCACCGAGUACCUGGUCACUGUCACUGCCCAGUACGCCAACAGCAUCGGAGAGUCCGUGUCCGGGCGAGCGCGCACCCAGAGCCCGGCUGGCUCCGUGCUGGACUUCCGCGUGGUGGAGACUGGACCAACAUUCCUGCGGCUGGCCUGGCAGCCUGGCCCUGAGCCCCCGCAGGGCUACAGCCUCAGCUACGGUGUGCAAGGAGCAGCCCAGGCGCAGGACAAGAGCCUGGGGGCCAGUGCGCAGUCAGCCACACUCAGCAACCUGCGCCCCGACACCGAGUACAUGGUGACGCUGCGGCCCCGCUACCCGCAGCAGCCUGCCCGCCCCAGCACCCUCACCGCAAGGACACGGCGCCCGGUGGCUGUGCAGCACUUGGCUGUUCACAAUGUGUCUGCGCAGAGCAUGCUGCUGUCCUGGCAGCCUGUCAGCGGGGCCACUGGCUACCGGCUCUCCUGGGCCACCCUCACAGGGCAGGACAGGCACAGGGUGGACCUGGAUGCUGGGCAGAUGUCACAUGCGCUGGGAGGGCUGCAGCCCAACACUGACUAUGUGGUGGCUGUGGCCCCACUCUUCGGGCAGCUGGAGGGACCUGCAGCCACCAUGCGGCAGAGGACGGAGGCGGGUGCAGAGCAGAUGCUGCGAACCAACAUCCUGGGCCCCACGUCCAUCCAGGUGCUCUGGACCAGUGCCCGUGAUGCCCGUGGCUACCGCCUGGAGUGGAAGAGAGCCACAGGACCGGAGCCCCCCAGGACAGUGUCACUCCCUAGCAGCACCAACACCUACCAGCUGACAGGGCUGCAGCCGGGCACCGAGUACCGCAUCACCCUCUACACGCUCUACGAUGGCAGGGAGGUGGCCACCCCCGUUACCACCUUCCAGACAGACGUGGAGGUGCCCGUGGGAGCAGUGUCGGACCUGCGGGUGCUCGAGGAGUCGGCCCGGUGGCUGCGGCUGGGCUGGACGGGUGUCACUGGUGCCACCGAGUACAAAGUGGUGGUGCGGAACAGCCAGGAUGGCACGGAGAGGACGAGGCGCGUCCCCGGCAGCCAGACGGGGCUGGAGCUGAGUGACCUCCGCGAGGGCAUCACGUACCUGGUGCGCGUCUCGGCGCUCGCAGGCAGCCGGGAGGGCAGCGCGGCCACGCUCACCGUCCGCCGCAAGCUGCCGGCAGUGGGCAGUGUGUCCGACCUGCGGGUGAUGGAGGCGAGUCCCGGCCAGCUCCGGGUGACCUGGCGGGGGCUGCCGGGCGCCGGGGGCUACCGGCUGAGCUGGCGGAGCAGCGACGGUGUGGAGCAGUCCCGAUUCCUCCCCGCCGACCCCACCGCCUUCACCAUCGAGGGGCUGCGCCCCGGAGUCGUCUACACCGUUGGUGUCUCUGCCAUUGUGGAUGGGCGUGAGGGCAGCCCCGUCACCGCCACGGCACGGACCGCACCUGAGCAGGUGGGGACAGUGUCGCGGCUGGAGGUGCAGGCAUCUAGGAGCAACAUCGCCCGCGUCACCUGGGUCGGUGUGCCAGGAGCCACAGCUUACCGUGUGGUGUGGAGCCGCAGGGAUGGGGGCUCGGAGAGCAGCCGCCAUGUCCCUGGCCACAUCAGCUCCUUUGACAUCCCUGACCUGGAGGGAGGCGUCUCCUACACAGUGAAGGUGACAGCGCUCAUUGGAAACCGCGAGGGCAACCCUGUCUCCAUCGUUGUCACCACCCCGGAGGCAGCGCCGGUGCCUCCCGUCAGCAACUUGCAGGUGAUGGAGGCCUCGGAGCACCGGCUGCGCCUGGCCUGGGUGCCGGCUGCUGGCAGCGCCGGGUACCGCCUGGUCUGGCGCCUGGCUGAAGGGGGGCCCCAGCGCAGCCACCAGCUCCCAGCCACGGCCACCGCCUACGAGCUCACGGGGCUGGAGCCAGGACGGCGCUACCACAUCACUAUCACCAGCCUGGCCGGUGGCCGGGAGAGCGAGCCAGCCACCAUCACCGGUGUUACCACUGCCCUGGGCCGUGUCACCAGCCUGCAGGUGACAGAUGUCCGAAGGGACUCGGUGACGCUCACCUGGAGCCCCGUCCCCGGUGCCUCUGGCUAUAUCCUCUCCUGGACCCCCCCCACAGCGGGCAGGGAGUCGGGGCGCACACUGCCCGGCACUGCCAGCUCCCAGCAGGUCUCGGGGCUGCGCCUGGGCCAGCGCUACACCUUCACCCUGCGCCCGCUGCUGGGCAGCACACCCGGAGCCGAGACGUCCGUCAGUCAGCGCACAGUGUGCAGGGAUGCCCGUGGUGAUGUCGUGUUCCUGGUGCAUGGCACCCGCGACAGCUCUUCUGGCGCUGAUGCCAUCCGCGCGCUGCUCUCCAACACCGUGUCUGCGCUGGGGCGCCUGGGCCCGGAUGGCACCCAGGUGGCCCUGGCCACGUACAGCUACCGCAGCCUGCCCUGGCUGCUGCUGAACCGCUCCAGCGACCUGCCCGCCGUGCUGGAGCAGAUCCGCACCAUGCGCUACGAGGAGCCCAGCGGCAAUGCCAUUGGGGCAGCCAUCACCUUUGCCAGGACCUACCUGCUGAGCCCUGGGGCAGGGCGCCGGCCUGGUGUGCCAGCCGUGCUGGUGGUCCUGGCUGACGGCCCCUCUGGGGAUGAUGCCAUUGCUGCAGCCAGGGAUGUCAAGGCUGGGGGGGUCCAGGUGCUGGCGGUGGGACUGGAGGGAGCAGACCGGGAGCAGCUCCGGCACAUGGUGACUGGGGAGGACCCGCGGUACCUCUACCAUGGCAGUGGUGCCCUGGCUGAGGUGGAGGGAGAGCUCACUGAUGACCUCUGCACCAUCAUCUCAACCAGGCCGGAGCCGGAGCCGAAACCAAGGCCCUGCGCAGUGCAGUGCCCCAAGGGCAAGAAGGGAGACCGUGGCGAGGCAGGACCACAGGGGCACCCAGGGCCACCGGGCCCCCCUGGACAGCCGGGCCGCCAUGGGCUGCCAGGACCCCCAGGACCACCGGGGCCACAGGGUCUGCCAGGAGGGAGCGUGGAGCAGCCGGGCAAGAAGGGGGACAGGGGAUACCCUGGAGCUGAUGGGACACCAGGAAGCCCCGGCCGCCCCGGGAGCCCUGGAUCACCCGGCCAGCCGGGCAUCCAGGGCGUCCCCGGCCCCCGAGGGGAUCCCGGGACGCGAGGGCCGAUGGGGCUCCCUGGCCUGAAGGGGGAGAAGGGAGAGCCGGGGGAGCCGCGGGUGAUCACAGACGGAAGGCAGGGGCUGCCAGGCCAGAAGGGGGAGCCGGGCAGGCCGGGCAGCCCUGGCCCCCCUGGCAGCCCCGGCACACGGGGGCCCUUUGGCGACCCAGGGCCCCCCGGCCCGCUGGGACCCCCCGGGCCACCGGGACCCCCAGGAGAGUUUGUGAAGGGGGAGAAGGGUGACCGAGGUGAAAGGGGCCCUCCUGGGCUUGUGGAUGGGGCAGCUCCUCGAGGGGAGCCUGGACCCCCGGGUCUGCCUGGGGACCCUGGGCCCCGGGGACCUGCUGGGCCCCCUGGGCUGAAGGGAGAGAAGGGCGAUGGCAGCGAAGGUUUCCCUGGGCUGCCCGGACGCCCCGGGGACCCAGGAGACCGGGGUCCCCGGGGGCCCCCGGGGGAGCAGGGCAGGAAGGGGGACCGUGGGGCACCAGGAGAGCUGGGAGAGACAGGCGAGAAGGGGGAGCGCGGUGCGCCGGGUGCUGAGGGCGAGAAGGGCCAGGCAGGAGCCCCGGGGCGCCCAGGGCCGGCGGGCAGGGAGGGAGCUCCGGGUCCGGCCGGGCCACGGGGGGAGAAGGGUGAACCAGGACCGCCCGGGAAGCCGGCUCCCAGUGUGGCUGGUGUUGGAGGGGAGAAGGGUGACCGAGGCUUCCCAGGACCAGAAGGACCUCCCGGCCCCAAGGGCGAUGCGGGAGAGAAAGGCACCCGUGGUGCCCCUGGGCUGAGCAUCCCCGGGCCAGCCGGCCCCAAGGGUGAGCAGGGCGAUCGGGGCAUCGUUGGCCUCACGGGCAGAAGCGGCCCAAAGGGUGACCCGGGGGAGCCAGGGGAGAAGGGGGAGCCAGGCCGAGCGGGCACCCCGGGACCGAGCGGGCAGCGUGGCAAGGAGGGAGAGCGCGGAGAGAAGGGUGAUGAAGGCACCCCGGGUGAAGCAGGGCUGCCCGGCAAAUCCGGAGACAGGGGCCCACGGGGCCUGCCCGGCUACCGCGGCCCCCCCGGGGAAAAAGGAGACUCAGGGGACCCGGGUCCCGAAGGCAGGAACGGCAGCCCCGGAGCCCCAGGGAGCAAGGGUGACCGUGGGGAGCCGGGGCUUCCUGGACCCCCAGGACGAUCCGUUGAUGUGGGGCUCGGAGGACUGGUGGAGAAGGGUGAGAAGGGGGACCCCGGGGACCCUGGAGAGGACGGGGCGAAGGGCGCCCGGGGCGACGCUGGCUCCCCGGGGCUGCCGGGAGAGAGGGGCGUGGAGGGCCCCCGCGGCCCCCCCGGUGCUCGGGGUGACCCUGGGGUCCGAGGCCUGCCGGGAGAGAAGGGGGACCGUGGCCUGCCGGGGCUGGAUGGCCGAAAUGGGCUGGAGGGCAAACCAGGACCCCCAGGUCCUGCCGGGCUGCGGGGAGACCCCGGGAAGCAGGGGGACCCUGGCCGGGAUGGGCUGCCUGGCCUGCGUGGGGAGCAGGGACUGCCUGGCCCUGUGGGGCCCCUGGGACCACCUGGUGUCCCCGGCAAACCCGGCGAGGACGGCAAACCCGGGCUCAGCGGCAAGAAUGGAGAAGAUGGGACACCGGGAGAGGAUGGGAGAAAGGGUGACAAAGGUGAUGCAGGACCCCCUGGCAGAGAGGGCCGCAGCGGUGCCAAGGGCGAGCAGGGGGACAGGGGCAUCCCGGGGCCCCUCGGCCCCCCCCGGGCUCCCGGCGUCCCGGGGCUGGUUGGGCCCCCAGGACAGGGCUCACCAGGGCUCCGUGGGGCGGCCGGACCCAAGGGGGACCCGGGGGAGCCCGGGCUGCGAGGGGAGCCUGGGCGACCUGGCAGCCCUGGAGCACGUGGGGACCCUGGCACUGCAGUGAACGUGGAACGCAGCCUGGAAGCGCUCGGCAUCAAGGUCUCAUCCCUGAAGGAGCUCACGGGUGCCUAUGAUGGGAGCUCAGACUCAUUCCUGCCAGUGUCAGAGCGGCUGCGGGGCCAGAAGGGCAGCCGGGGAGAGCCGGGCGAGAGGGGGCCCCCGGGUCGGGAGGGCUCCUUGGGCUUCCCCGGCGAGCGAGGACCCAAAGGUGACAAAGGGGACGUGGGUGCCCCCGGCCCACAGGGUCCCACGGGCCGCGCUGUGGGCGAGCGGGGCCCCGAGGGGCCGGCGGGGCAGCCAGGGGAGCCAGGCAAGCCGGGCAUCCCGGGGGUACCGGGCCGGGCCGGGGAGCUGGGGGAGGCUGGGCGGCCCGGAGAGAAGGGUGACCGGGGUGAGAAGGGCGAGCGGGGCGAGCAGGGCAGGGAUGGCUUGCCGGGCCCCCAGGGCCCCCCCGGGCCAAAGGUGGUUGAAGGCAGCCUCAUGGGCUUACCGGGAGAGCGUGGCCCCAUCGGACCCAAGGGAGUGAAGGGCGAGCCGGGAGCUGAGGGCGAGCGCGGACCCAAAGGAGAUAAGGGCGAAGGUGGCCCAAGGGGAGAGCGAGGGGAGCCUGGCGAGAAGGGCAGGGACGGUGCCCCGGGACUCCCGGGUGAGAGAGGGCUGUCUGGUCCCGAGGGGAAACCGGGUUUGCCAGGCUUCCCCGGUGUGCUGGGACGCCCGGGCAGCCCAGGAGACCCGGGACCCCCAGGACCUCCGGGCAGCGCUGGCCCCCCGGGAGCCCCAGGCCCAGCUGGCACCAAGGGUGAUCCGGGAGAGCCUGGCUCUGGCAUCCGGGGCCUGCCUGGUCCCCAAGGCAACAUCGGGCUGCCUGGCCCCCCUGGGCCCCCCGGCCCCGGGGGCCCACCGGGUGUCCCCGGGCUGACGGGACAAGUGGGGGAGAGUGGGAAGCCGGGAGUGCCAGGCCGGGAUGGUGUGCCAGGGAAGGAUGGCGAGGCUGGGAUGCCCGGGAAGAUGGGGGUGCCCGGACCUUCGGGUCCCGCUGGUCCCAAGGGAGAGCCAGGGGAUGCCGGAGCGCCAGGACAGGCUAUCGCUGGCCCUCCUGGUGCCAAAGGGGAGAAGGGCGAGCCGGCACUGCUGGAGGGUGUGCUGCUGGGAGAGCCCGGCUCCAAGGGUGACCGAGGCUUGCCGGGCCCCAAGGGUGAGAAGGGGGAGCCGGGAAGAUUCGGGGAGCCAGGAGAUCCUGGGGAAGAUGGAGCCAAAGGGUCCUCCGGAGCCAAAGGGGAGAAGGGAUCACCAGGGGUUGGCGUGCAGGGACCGCCAGGACAGGAUGGGCCACCGGGUUUGAAGGGCGACAUCGGCUUGCCAGGACUGCCGGGCCCCCCGGGCUUAGCUGGCAUUGCAGGGACACCGGGGCAGCCGGGGCUCAGAGGGGACAGCGGGCAGCCUGGCCCACCGGGGCCCCCAGGAGAGAGGGGUCUGAUCGGCUUCCCUGGGAGAGACGGCACUCCCGGAGCACCGGGACCCGCGGGGCCCCCGGGACCGGCCGGCAUCCAGGGGGCUGCUGGCCUGAAAGGUGACAAGGGUGCGCCGGGAGCUGGGCUGCCAGGGGCCAGAGGAGAGCGAGGAGACCCGGGGCCACGGGGUGAAGACGGGCGCCCAGGGCCAGAAGGGGACCGAGGGCCGGCGGGCUUGCCAGGGAACCGUGGAGAGCGUGGGGACAAGGGAGAUGCUGGGGCGCCGGGGCCCAAAGGAGACAAGGGCGAUACCGUGGUGGUGGAGGGGCCCGUCGGGGCGCGGGGCAGCAAGGGGGAGCCGGGAGACCGUGGUCUGAAGGGCACAGAAGGGGACAAGGGGGACAAAGGGGAGCAAGGCAUGCCUGGAGAGAAGGGGACGAGAGGGGAGCAAGGCGAGAAGGGCUCCACCGGCUUCCCAGGGGCACGUGGCCCCGGCGGGCAGAAGGGAGAGGUGGGAGCACCGGGGGAGCCCGGCGAGCCGGGCCAGCCUGGCCGCGAUGGGAUCCCUGGAGCCCGUGGGGACAAGGGGGACAUGGGACCCCUGGGCAUGCGUGGCCCAAAGGGUGACCGGGGCAUGAAAGGUGCUUGCGGCCUCGAUGGGGACAAGGGUGAGAAGGGUGAGCCGGGGCUGCCGGGGCGCUCGGGGCUGCCCGGGAGGAGAGGUGAACCGGGAGAGCUGGGGCUGUCCGGGCCGCCUGGCAUCCCCGGCAAGGAGGGACUCAUGGGGCCCAAGGGUGACCGGGGAUUUGAUGGGCAGCAGGGAGCCAAAGGAGACCAGGGGGAGAAGGGAGAGCGGGGUGCCCCGGGUGUCAUUGGUGGCCCCGGUCUCCGGGGCAGUGAUGGUGCUCCUGGCCCUCCUGGGCCCCCCGGGAGCGUUGGCCCACGAGGUCCUGAGGGCAUGCAGGGCCAGAAGGGGGAGAGAGGCCCCCCUGGACAGUCGGUGCCGGGGGCCCGCGGCGUGCCCGGCAUCCCCGGCGAGAGAGGACAGCAGGGCAGUCCUGGCACCCCGGGACAACGUGGGGAGAAGGGGGAGCCGGGAAUGACGGAGGAGGAGAUCCGCGCCUUCGUGCGGCAGGAGAUGAGCCAGCACUGCGCCUGUGGCGGCCGCUUUCCGCAGCGCCUGGACUCCCGUGAGCUCUCAGCCAGGGCCAGCACCAGCGCGGGACCAUGUACAGGGAGAAGGGAUGGAGGCUGGGGGGCUCAAGCCAGGAGCAGCUUCCGCUCUGCCCAGGGAGGAGGAAGGAGCGUCCGCCAGGACAGGGACCGCAGCCAAGCAGGGCUCUUUCCCACCCAGCCCGUCCCAGCAGUCCCUGUGCUCAAAUUGUCACACACUGAGGAAGAGGAGGGGCAGCACAGACGAGUCACACUUGAUGUUGAUGACCUCGAGUACGACAGUGAGUACGGAGAGGAGGAGGAGGACUACGAUGAGGUCCCAGAGAUGGACAGCUUAGAGCAGCCUGUAAUGGCUGCGGAGCCCUGCAGCCUGCCGCUGGACGAGGGGGGCUGCCGGCGCUACACGCUGCGCUGGUACCACAGCCAGAGCGGCGCCGAGUGCCGGCCCUUCGUCUACAGCGGCUGCGGGGGGAACAGCAACCGCUUCGACAGCCGGGAGGAGUGCGAGCUGCGCUGCGGGGCAGGUGCCCGUGGUGAUGCUGGUGGCAAGGCAAGAGCUGAGCCUGAGGCGUAACAUGGGCAGCAUCCCAUGGGCAGCAUUCCGCAGGGAGUAUCCUGCAGGCUGGGCUGUCCCAUGGCAGAUCUGGCUGCCCCCUGCCCAGGGCUGGGCUGCUGCAGAGCCGGGACCUCCGGCAGGAACCUGGUGCUAUUUCUAAUGUGUCUUUUUGCUGCUCAUGGGGUUUUUCUUUCAUAUCAGUUUUAUUGCCUGUUAAGGUGAAAUUUAUAUCAACCCUUAUCCACCCCUUUCCCACCUGGAGGUUUCCUGGGCUGUUCCCAGUGUGGUUUUUAAGUUAUUUGCUGCCGAUGGGAUGGUGUUUGGCCUCUGCUCCCUCUCUGGUGGCCCUGGAGCGGCACUCGGACUGGGCACAGUUGGAGUUCCCUCAUCUAACACCCUCAUCCCUUUCCCUGUCUCCCCCAGGCCCCAAAUGUGCCCCACUCUCUGCCCGCAUCCCUGGGCCAGGCGCUGCCUCCCCCUGUCCCUCCUCCCCCCCCCCCUGCAACCACCUCCAUCUGAAUAAAUUUCACCUUAACCUCAA
This is a messenger RNA of Melopsittacus undulatus (budgerigar), 9743 nucleotides long. It is a transcript of the gene COL7A1, whose product is annotated as collagen type VII alpha 1 chain. The record is from RefSeq and is a predicted model, not a curated record. Gene Ontology annotation, molecular function: extracellular matrix structural constituent conferring tensile strength; serine-type endopeptidase inhibitor activity; protein binding. Lineage: Eukaryota; Metazoa; Chordata; Aves; Psittaciformes; Psittaculidae. Gene Ontology annotation, biological process: extracellular matrix organization.